CCUCCUCCAGGUCCUGGCGCGCAGGGUGGGAGCGCUGCGCGGCGCCGCGCUGCGCAUCGCGGCCCGCUCGCCGCCUGCCCCCUGCCCUAGCUUGGCCAUCUCCCCGGACUGCCGGUGGAGGGCUGCAAGGCGCUAACGUUACGCUGUUUCCGGUUUUCCAGCGGGCUCUGUUUCCCCUCCCAAGGCGGCGGCGGCGGAGCGGUGGAGCCCCCCAAAUGGCCUGGCCAGAUGCGGCAGGUUUGCUGCUCAGCGCUGCCGCCGCCGCCACUGGAGAAGGCUCGGUGCAACAGCUACAGCGACAGCAGCAGCAGCAGCAGCAGCAGCAGCGAGAGGAGCAGCAGCAGCGAGAGGAGCAGCAGCAGGAGCAGCAGCAGCAGCAGCAGCAGCAGCAACAGCAGCAUCUCCCGUCCCGCUGCGCCCCCAGAGCCGCGGCCGCCGCAACAGCCGCAGCCCCGCAGCCCCGCAGCCCGGAGAGCCGCCGCCCGCUCGCGAGCCGCAGCCGCCGGCGGCAUGAGGCGCGACCCGGCCCCUGGCUUCUCCAUGCUGCUCUUCGGUGUGUCGCUCGCCUGCUAUUCGCCCAGCCUCAAGUCGGUGCAGGACCAGGCGUACAAGGCACCCGUGGUGGUGGAGGGCAAGGUACAAGGGCUGGCCCCGGCCGGCGGCUCCAGCUCCAACAGCACCCGCGAGCCGCCCGCCUCGGGUCGGGUGGCGCUGGUGAAGGUGCUGGACAAGUGGCCGCUCCGGAGCGGGGGGCUGCAGCGCGAGCAGGUGAUCAGCGUGGGCUCUUGUGCGCCGCUCGAGAGGAACCAGCGCUACAUCUUUUUCCUGGAGCCCACGGAACAGCCCUUAGUCUUUAAAACAGCCUUUGCCCCCCUUGACACCAACGGCAAAAACCUCAAGAAAGAGGUUGGCAAGAUCCUGUGCACUGACUGCGCCAUUCGGCCCAAGCUGAAGAAGAUGAAGAGCCAGACAGGACAGGUGGGUGAGAAGCUAUCACUGAAGUGCGAGGCAGCAGCUGGUAACCCCCAGCCCUCCUACCGCUGGUUCAAGGAUGGCAAGGAACUCAACCGCAGCCGUGACAUUCGCAUCAAGUAUGGCAAUGGCAGAAAGAACUCACGACUCCAGUUCAAUAAGGUGAAGAUGGAAGACGCUGGGGAGUAUGUCUGCGAGGCCGAGAACAUCCUAGGCAAGGACACAGUGCGGGGCCGGCUCUACGUCAGCAGCGUGAGUACCACUCUGUCUUCCUGGUCGGGGCACGCCCGGAAGUGCAAUGAGACAGCCAAGUCCUAUUGUGUCAAUGGAGGUGUCUGCUACUACAUUGAAGGCAUCAACCAGCUCUCCUGCAAAUGUCCAAACGGAUUCUUCGGACAGAGAUGUUUGGAGAAACUGCCUUUGCGAUUGUACAUGCCAGAUCCUAAGCAAAAGCACCUUGGAUUUGAAUUAAAGGAAGCCGAGGAGCUGUACCAGAAGCGGGUCCUGACUAUCACUGGCAUCUGUGUGGCUCUGCUGGUCGUGGGCAUUGUCUGUGUGGUAGCCUACUGUAAGACCAAAAAACAGCGGAAGCAGAUGCACAACCACCUCCGGCAGAAUAUGUGCCCAGCCCACCAGAACCGGAGCUUGGCCAACGGGCCCAGCCAUCCCCGGCUGGACCCUGAGGAGAUCCAGAUGGCGGAUUAUAUCUCCAAGAAUGUGCCAGCCACAGACCAUGUCAUCCGGAGAGAAACUGAAACCACCUUCUCUGGGAGCCACUCCUGUUCUCCUUCUCAUCACUGCUCCACAGCCACCCCCACCUCCAGCCACAGACACGAGAGCCACACGUGGAGCCUGGAGCGUUCCGAGAGCCUGACCUCUGACUCACAGUCAGGCAUCAUGCUGUCAUCAGUUGGCACCAGCAAGUGCAACAGCCCAGCAUGCGUGGAGGCCCGGGCACGGCGGGCGGCAGCCUACAGCCUGGAGGAGCAGCGCAGGGUGGCCAUGCCACCCUACCAUGACUCCAUAGACUCUCUGCGUGACUCCCCACACAGUGAGAGGUACGUGUCGGCCCUGACUACGCCCGCGCGCCUCUCUCCCGUGGACUUCCAUUACUCGCUGGCCACGCAGGUGCCAACUUUCGAGAUCACGUCCCCCAACUCGGCGCACGCUGUGUCGCUGCCUCCGGCCGCGCCCAUCAGUUACCGCCUGGCGGAACAGCAGCCGCUGCUGCGGCACCCGGCGCCCCCAGGCCCCGGGCCCAGCGCAGACAUGCAGCGUAGCUACGACAGCUAUUACUACCCGGCGGUGCCGGGCCCGCGACGCGGAGCCUGCGCUCUCGGCGGCAGCCUGGGAAGCCUGCCUGCCAGCCCGUUCCGAAUCCCGGAGGACGACGAGUACGAGACCACGCAGGAGUGCGCACCACCACCGCCACCACCGCGCGCGCAUGGUGCGUCCCGCAGGACGUCCGCGGGGCCCCGGCGCUGGCGCCGCUCGCGCCUCAACGGGUUGGCGGCGCAGCGCGCACGCGCGGCGCGGGACUCGCUGUCGUUGAGCAGCGGCUCCGGCGGCGGCUCGGCCUCAGCCUCAGAUGACGAAGCGGACGAUGCAGACGGGGCACUGGCAGCAGAGAGCACGCCUUUCCUCGGCCUGCGCACGGCGCAUGACACGCUGCGCUCGGACUCGCCGCCCCUGUGCCCUGCAUCCGACAGCAGGACUUACUACUCCCUGGACAGCCACAGCACGCGGGCCAGCAGCAGACACAGCCGCGGGCCUCCCCCGCGAGGCAAGCAGGAUUCGGCGCCCCUCUAGGGGGCCCCGCACGCCCGCCGCCCCUUCCGCCUCGCCUGCCCCACUGUCUUUAAGGAGAACAGAGACCACAGAUUGGAGAGAGAAAGGAGGGAAAAAAAGAAAUAAAAAUAUUUUUAUUUUCUAUAAAAGGAAAAAGUAUAACAAAAUGUUUUAUUUUCAUUUUAGCAAAAAUUGUCUUAUAAUACUAGCUAACGGCAAAGACGUUUUUAUAGGGAAACUAUUUAUAUGUAACAUCCUGAUUUACAGCUUCGGGAAAAAAAAAGAAACAACAAAAAAAAAAGAGAGAUGGGCCAAUUUUUUGACUCUUUAAUAGAAACCUAUAUUGUGGUGCCUUUUGCUGUACGCUAAUCUGGAGCUCCUGGAGAGAAGAGUGGAGGUGGGGCUGUGGGAUCCCGCUGUGUAGGGAUGGGGGGCAGCUGUGGGGUUCUGGUGGGGGUGAGGUUGGUGGGCUGUAAGCGCUUGACCCUGGGGAAGGAAAUGAAAACUGAAGUAGGUUUUCCUUCAGACAAAAUCUUGAGUCCAGACCCCCUAGAAGGAGAGGACAAAAACCCUAGCCUAGACUUUGGGCCAGAGUUAGGAUUGUGUAACUCACGGGGGUGGGGGUGGGGCGGGGACAAAGGCCCAGCGACAGCAACCAGAAUGAGGAGGGGGCCUCCCUGAUCCUCACAGCUGCUAAGAGAGGAGGGCCUAGGAAGAAGUCUUCCCCACAGCCCUGGCCCCAGGGAGGGGGCGCCUCUGUCAGGGGCCCAGUGUAUGCGGCUCCUCCUCCCCAUGGCCUCCAGGACGCGCCUCCGUCUCUGCAGCACCUUCGUUUACAGGUCGUCUUUUCUAUUUUACGCCUGCAUGUCCUUUGCAUUUCAAAUUCUUUAGAUUGGAUGCAUGGUCACGCUGGGACCGAGAAGAGCCACUCGACAGUGUAUUUGAGUCCCCUUUAGCAAUAAAGUAACUAUUUCCUUCUCACAGCCCACCUCCCAGCUCCAACCCACCUAUAACUUCCACUUCCCUUCUUCCCACGAUCCCCUAACUCCCAAAACUGGGUCCACAGAAUCUCUGCUAAUUUGUCAAAAAGGUCAUUGUUAUUUAAAAAUAAAUAAACCCCAAACAGAAACAAAUGGGAACCCUGCCCUGAAAUGUCCAAACACCUGACUGUUGACACUUGAACAUUUUUAUAUUAUAAAUAAAAUCAGAAAUAACUCAUGUU
Molecule: messenger RNA, 3982 nt
Organism: Orycteropus afer afer
Lineage: Eukaryota; Metazoa; Chordata; Mammalia; Tubulidentata; Orycteropodidae
Source: RefSeq, a predicted model, not a curated record